UAUGCACUAAAGUAUUCAUAUAUUAGGAAAUAAUAGUAAUUUGGUACUAAAUUCGGUCCGUUGGCAUAUAAUAUGGCAUUUAAUAGCAUUCCUUUUUCAAAUUUGACUUAAUUUCUAUUAACUUUGUAUUUUCAUGAUU
Messenger RNA from Paramecium pentaurelia, 139 nucleotides. The record is from the annotation of a GenBank genome assembly. Lineage: Eukaryota; Ciliophora; Oligohymenophorea; Peniculida; Parameciidae.